Saccostrea echinata is the source of this 4094-nucleotide messenger RNA. Its product is annotated as peroxisome proliferator-activated receptor gamma coactivator 1-alpha-like. The record is from RefSeq and is a predicted model, not a curated record. Bases 28 to 1947 code for a protein of 639 amino acids. Gene Ontology annotation, cellular component: nucleus. The transcript is spliced from 10 exons. NCBI's taxonomy places the organism in Eukaryota, Metazoa, Mollusca, Bivalvia, Ostreida, Ostreidae. Gene Ontology annotation, molecular function: transcription factor binding; RNA binding. Gene Ontology annotation, biological process: positive regulation of transcription by RNA polymerase II.
AAUAAUUGAGAACAGUUCACCUUCAAGAUGGAUCUAGAUCCAGACAUAACUUCUGUUGUGUCAUUGGCAGAGUUUGAUGAGUUUAACCCUGCAGAAUUACCGCUGAAUUUUGAUAUGCCUGACCUAACAACUUAUAAUGAUUCAGUAGGUAUAGAAGCUGCUGAUGUUGGAAGUCUACUGGAACAGUUUGAAGAAGCAUCAAAUUCUUUAACUGGUUUUGAAGAUCUGAAAAUGAGCAAUGAAACAAAAGCCACUGAAAAAUUGGUAGAGUCAGCACCCCCAGAAAAAUCUAAUAGCAAGGAUGUACUGCUGAAGAUCAAAGCUUCAAAUAAAAGGAAGUCAGUGAUACUUUUGCCAAUGGGAAUGCCCUCAAAAAGAGGGCGUGGCCAGGCCAUUGCUUUAAAACCUACCAGCACCACUCCAAGGCUGCAACGAAUACUACAGAAGUCCUCGACAGAGGUGAGUCAAUCUAUUCUGGAGUCUAUGGAAAAGUAUUCCCCGAAGAAACAGCCACCAUGCACUGCCUCUGACAUUCUGGCAGAAGAGAAGACUUCUGUUAAUAAAAAUUACUACAGAGAUAUCUUGGAUCAUGACUACUGUCAGAAUGUACCCAAAUUAGAGGGCAACAAAGCACAGACAGGUGUAAAUUGUCAUCCGGGUGAUAUUCUGGACUUGGAAGAUGGAGAGAUUAUAGAUGAAUUUGAUGAUGUAGAGAUUGAAAAAGAUAAAAACUCAACAAAUACCACCAGGGAUGAUUUAAAAAAUAAACAAAAUGUUGCCAUUGCUAAGGAUAAUGUCUCGAAUAAGUUAAGUGAUUCACAACAGAAAGGACAGAAAUUUAGUGGCAGGAACUAUAGAAAGAGAGAGGAGAGUCCAUUUGGUAAGGAAGAUGAUAAAUUCUUCGACAAAAUUCCGUCCUACUACACAGCCUUGUCACUGAAUGGUGUCAAACAAUCUAAAUCUAAAAAGGAAAAUAUCGCUCCAAAAGAAGAUAGCAAUGGAGGCAUUACUAUUCAGGACUUCUUUGAACCUAAUCCCAUUCCUCAGGGAGACAACUCAGUCUACAGUAGACUGCCAGCUUAUCAUAGCUGUUUCACAAACAGUACCAAAUAUGACAACAACGAUGUCUCCUUGGAAAGCAAGUCAAGCAGUGGAUACUCAAGUAGGAGCCGAUCUCCCUACAUGAGCCAAAGAUCAAGUUCAAGGUCAGUCAGUAGAAAUUCAAGUAGGUCAAGGUCAAGGGAUUGUGACAGAAGAGGAAGGAGGAGGAGACGAAGUGGUACUUAUGAUUCCAUUGUAUCCAGAUCUCGAUCCAGGUCAUACGGAUCUUCAUACUCAAGGUCAUCUCGUUCAAGAUCUAGGUCAUACUCACGGUCAAGAUCUGGGUCAUACAGCUCGAGAUCUAGGUCUUCAUCUGUUUCUAGCAGGUCUAGAAGUCGAAGUAGAAGCUACAGCAGACACAGGGGGUACAGAAGUAGAAGUCGAAGCUCGUCACACGAGAGACGGUUGGCAGAACGCCAGAAACAUAGGGAGGAGGAGAGGGCUCAAAAAAUGAAAGACAGAAGAAUCAUUUAUGUCGGAAAAAUUCCAAACAACUACACUAAAAGACAGUUGAGGAAGAGAUUUGAGUGUUUUGGAGAAAUAGAAGAAGUUAGUGUCCAUUUCAGGGAGUGUGGGGAUAACUAUGGAUUUGUGACCUUUGCUUACACAUGUGAUGCAUAUGCUGCAGUGGAAAAAGGAAACCAGGUUCCAGGAGCACUAGAAUUUGACCUUUGUUUUGGAGGCAGACGACAGUUUUGUGAAGUGGAAUAUGCUGAUUUAGAUGGAAAAAAUGAGGUAAUUGAAGAAUAUUAUCCCCUUGUAAGGAAGAGUGAUCCUGUAGACUUUGAUUCCCUUCUACAACAAGCACGGAAAUUAGCAGAGGAAAAAAAGAAAAAAGCUGUGUGAUAUAUCAGAGACGCACCUUUUCAGGAAACCAUGUCUUUCAUUAAUGCAAUUGGUAAAUUAACAAUAAAGAGGACUUCUUGUGUUCAGAGUAGGUAUUUUCAUGUUACGGUGUUAAACACUGUGUCUCAAAGACAGUUUCAAUGUAUUAAUCUGGUAUUAAAAUGGUGUGAUUUAGGUCUUGUAUAGGUACAUUCUGGCUAAAUGGUACACAAGAUUUUCUGACAAUGAAGAGGAUUCACUUUUUCAUAUUGGUUGAGUUUGUCAUUCUUUGAUUUUUGGAUUUGUGGGGGACAGAGAAUUUUUGUCAAUUGACAGUAUUUGAUAAGAAUGGGAGAUACACAUGUAUGUAUAUAUCUUUGGGUAUACAUCAGAUUAAAAAUAUUGUUAUGUGUAUUUUUUAUGUUCCCUCAAACUGUUGAACAUUCAAGAUGUAAGUUUACUUAAGAGUUGUCCAUUUACAAACUCUCUGCUUUAAAUAACAAACAGUUUAAGACUUACAUGUACCUGUAUUUUAUGAUUUUCAAAGUUUGGCUUUGUUCAUCAGAAUAGUGCUGAUUUCAUAAACAUCUUCAUAUUGUUUAAUUUGCUAUAAAGAAAAAAGUGCCAUUACUACAGUUUCAUGUGCCUUUAAAGCUAUGAAAUUGUACAUCCCCUCUUUUUUAGGAACUCAAUAAUUUAAAGAUAGUGCUUGAUUUACUUUUGUGACGCAAAUUAUUUUACAGUUUUAAGUAUCGAUGAACAAUAAUUUAACACUAAUACAAAGUAUACAACAAAGUCAUUAAUUUGUGUAUUUUUGAAAUAUUGUGUAUAUGACAGUCAACAUCAUCCUUAUUCAGUUGUAUUUAUUCAGUUGUAAACUACUAUUAACAUUAAAAUUUUCAUCCAUGGGCGUGUCCUAGAUUGUGGUCAUCAUAAUGUGAUCAUGUUUGUGAAAAUUCAUAAAAAAUGUGUGGAUAAAAAUAAUUCUGAUGGAGAAUGAAUAAAACAUUAGGGAAGAAAUCACUGCAUUUUUAAAAAUGAAUUUUUGGAAUAAUUAAAAUUCAAAUUAUUGGAGAAGUAGAGGAUAGGGACAUAUCACAUUUAAAUGCCAGUAUUUGUUACAUAAUGUUUAAUAACUAAAUGAUUUAUUUUCAAUAUCAAGUCUUAAAUAUUAUUGUAUGGGGUCAGUUGCAUAAAGUACUCUGAUUAUUCUUUCCUCUUUUUCAAUCUAAUGUGACUUAUAUAACAAUAUGUACCAUAAAAUAAAAGCUCACACUGUACUGAUUAUCCUUAAAUUUCACUGCAUUUAUGACUGUUCAAAAAAUACAUUUGAAGCCAUAUGCCUUACUUAUGUGGUUAUGCCUUGUUUCUAUGUACUGAUGGUACUGUUUUAACUCUUGACAACAAAUUAUUAUACAAAAUGGUAUUUUAAUGGUACCAGGAUGGUUAAAGCAGCUUUAUCAACAGAAUGUUUGUUUUACCCAAUGUUUCUUUUUUUUUUCCCUCAUACAAGUACUGUACAAGUGAACAUUGCAUUAUUUUUUGCAGGAUUGUGUUUUUGUAACUGUUCAUUGCAACUUUCAGUCUUUGAUUUAUCUUUUUACCUUUUGUUCUUAAAAUGUGAAUGGUACACCAAAUUUGUUUAUUGCAAUAAGCAGUGAUUGCAAUUAUUGCAAAUAUUAUCAUGUGGUUUAUAUUUAUGGCUUUUUUUGUAAUUCAGAAUAUUUUGAACCAUUGUGUCCUUUAACCAGACUGUUUUAUACCAGUUAUUAAUCAGUUAUUUAGCUUUUGGUUAUUUCUUAAAUAUACAUUGUAAGUUCUUAUCUGUUAUCAGCAGAUGAUUAAUUUCCAUGGUGUGCAUUAUUUUUGUCAGAAUUGUCACUAUACACUAGAGCAAAACAACAAGAUUCACAUUAAAUUACACAUAAAAAUAUUCAAUAAUUUGAAUAUAUGUAAUUUCCUGGAGUAGUGCUGAUGGUUCUGUGACAAUUAUCAUUAUCAUUGUCUUUGAACAUUUUGUAUUAUCAUAUUCUUACAUUAUUUAGUGCAACCCCCAUUAUCUUACAUUCAUUGUGCUUGUUUUCCCUAAACUAUUUAACAAAAAUAAUUUGGGAUGUGUUAACUGCCAUUUUGAUCCCUUUUUGAGAGAAAUAAAACUGUAAAUGUAA